GGGUGGAGAAGCCUGAUUCAGCGGAGUAUCCGGCUGGAGCAGGUGCACACCCAGCCCAGCCGGGAGCAACUUCCCAGCUCAGCGCAGGCAGGGCGGGGCCCGAGGUGCCGCUCCCCGCAAAGGAGGGGCAGACGAGGCAGCCGGGAGGGGGAGGCAUCGGCCCGGGGGGCAGGACACACGCACCCGCCGCCGAUCCGGAUCUGGCUCCGCUGCUCCUGGAGCGAGCCCAUGGAGCCGCUGUGGGGGAACCGCAGCUGUGCGAACGGUUCUUUGGUUCCUAUUUCUUGCUCUUCUCGUUGGAUCAUAUGCCAGGUGAUCAGUGACGGCAACCUGACCACCUCUGUCCAUAAGAAUCUCACUUUGCACAGCAGCUGGGUAACACAAGUAGAAAGCAAAUAUGGAUUCUACAUUGGUUUGGCCCUUGCCAUCUUCUCCAGUUUCCUCAUCGGCAGCAGUGUCAUCCUCAAGAAGAAAGGGCUGCUGCGUCUGGUGGACAAAGGGGGCACCAGAGCAGGAGACGGAGGUCAUGGCUACCUUAAGGACUGGUUCUGGUGGGCUGGACUGUUAACCAUGGGUGGAGGGGAAGCUGCCAACUUUGCUGCCUAUGCGUUUGCGACUGCAACUAUCGUCACCCCCCUUGGCGCCCUGAGCGUGCUCAUAAGUGCCAUCCUAUCGUCCUAUCUGCUCGGAGAGCGGCUAAACCUGCUUGGGAAGCUAGGCUGCAUGCUGAGCAUUGUGGGUAGUACAGUAAUGGUGAUACACGCCCCAGAAGAAGAGGAGGUCACCACUCUGGCCGAAAUGGCUUCAAAACUGAAAGAGCCCGGUUUCCUUGCUUAUGCUGCCAUCCUCUUAGUAGCCUGCCUGAUUCUGAUCUUCUUCCUUGCACCCCGCUAUGGGCAGCGCAACAUUCUCAUCUACCUCACCAUCUGUUCCGUGAUUGGUGCCUUCUCAGUGUCUUCCGUCAAAGGACUGGGGAUUGCCAUCAAGGGCUUCUUUGCUGACCAGCCUGUCCUGCAGAACCCGCUGCCCUGGAUCCUCAUCCUCAUGUUGGUGGCUUCCGUCACCACUCAGAUCAACUACCUCAACAAAGCACUAGACAUUUUCAACACCUCCUUGGUAUUUCCUAUCUACUACGUGUUAUUCACCACCAUAGUCAUCACCACUUCUAUCAUCCUCUUUAAGGAGUGGGUUGCCAUGUCGGUGGUGGACAUUAUUGGGACAGUUUGUGGCUUUGUCACCAUUAUUUUGGGGGUGUUUUUACUCCAUGCCUUCAAAGACAUGGACAUAAAUUUAGGGAACCUACCACAAGUUCUUCAGAACAGCGACCAGGCACCAGCAAUCAAGGAUGACAAGAACAUUCUGAUAGAAGUGGACAAUUCUGACAUGAUUGCCGAUGAUAAACCCAAAGUAUUCAUGAUCUACAGCUAAAGCAGUGAUAUAAAUGUUCAAGGGCAGAGGAGCAAUUUUAAAGCAAAAGCACAGAAAGUAAAACUAAUCAUGGAUCUGACCCAAUGCUACAGGAGUCAAAUGCAGUCUUCCAAUGGGCUUUGAAGCAGGCCUGAUGUCAUAACACGAGCAAGGGGUAUAUUUUGUGUUCACCAUAAGACAUCAACAUGAAUAGCUGCUGAAAGUGGCAACUCCCUUGAAAUAUGCCAAGCUUGGAGCAAAAUUCUUCUCUGGGAUCCUUUCUGAAGGCCGGUCUCUCAACAUUGUCAGUUCCUAGUGCAUGAGCUGCACACUUUUUCCUAAGCAGAACUCCGGCUCAUGUUGUGCUUACUUCAAACUGACCUCCACUGACUGACUGAUUAGUGGGUUUUGAUUUCUUUACAGCCCCUAGCCCAAGGGCUCUAGGUACUUCUACAAAACUUAAAAUACAUAGCAACAGCAAACAAAACAGGAAGACCCCCCAGUGAAUAUUCUGCCCUUGCAAACCCCCUGGGCAGCUUACCCAGACAGAUAGCAACAGCAAGUCCUGACAUAUGACAACCCCAUAAUGUUUCCAAUCCCCGAAAGCCUGGGGGAAAAGAUGGGUUUUCAGCAUGCCAUGGGCUUGUCAGAGCAAGUUCCAUAGUAAAAGGUCCACUCAUAGAAAAAACUCUCCUCUGACCCACCAACCUCCUCUUUUUAAAGCCAAGACACACCCUCAUCCUGGGCAAGUAAAUAUUUAGACAGGCAAGUAAGGUAUCAUUUGUUUUUGUUGUCAUCCUACCAAAGGGCAAUCAGACAGAUUUUGUACCUAGUAAAUUGUCAGGGUAAUUAUGCAACAUGACUUUAUGACCUCUGAUGAUUUUAACCACAGCAGUGUAACAUGGGGCAUUCCACACGAGGCUCUAGUGCAGAAUUUGAGAGGGGCUUGAACCAAUCAUCCUUAAAGAGGAAGUUCAGGUCAGAUCUGAACAUAGUUUCUGUCGCUUUAGUGAGACAAACCAAAACCUCAGGUCCCAACACCCUAAAUGUUGAGAAAGUUUGAAGCUGAAUUUUGCAGCUCUCACCCCGCCCGGUGCAGAAUAUACCCUAGCAGUGCAGGGAAGUAAGCAGUGUUUGUCCUAAGGUGGUGAAAGCUGCCACAACUGCCUAACUGCAGGAGAACCUAGUCUAUCUGAGAGCAUGAAUGUAGAAGAGUGGACUCACUGCUGGAACUCCACCCCCAGUCCCCAAAUUGCUGGAUGAUGUGGUAUAAAAGGCUCUCCUCUAGCAUCCCCAUCUAAAGGACCCCAAAGAAAGCAGCCAAACUCCAUCCACUGCUUGCUGCCUCCCCAGACCACUUCCUGUCUCAGCCUAUUUCUAGCUUUUUCCACAGCCCCUUCCUGAGCUCAUACCUCCCCAGACUCUUCGCUCCCCUCCCAGGCACUGCAGAGUUCUUGCCCAUUCUCCAUCAGAGCACUACCUCCCCGGCCUUCUCCCUAGAAGCCCAUUCCUACCAAGCCACUACCACUCAGGGCUUCUUCCCUGGACUCCCUUCCCCUAUUCUAGGGCCUCAGCUCCAGUCUACCCCCAAAGCCAGCCACCUAUGAGUUCGCAAAAAAGAAAAGGAGUACUUGUGGCACCUUAGAGACUAACAAAUUUAUUUGAGCAUAAGCUUUCGUGAGCUACAGCUCACUUCAUCGGAUGCAGACUAACACAACUAUGGGUUGACAUCCUCUGAAGCCCACCUACAUCCCUCUCCCAUUAGGGCCAGCCCCAGGCUGCAACCUCCCUCCAACUGAGCACAUGCUGCCUUUUGUGCAAACCCUCUUGCUCUCAGCUGGGCCCAAUCAUGAAUCAAAGCCACCUGGUCCCCAGCCAGUUAGGAGCAUCUGGAGGGGGCAUUGACUCCUUUAUAGAGUGAGCCAGCUAGUGACAAUGAGCUAAUAGCCGGUGCAAAGUAGCAAUCAUACGAGGCAGAGCUCAAUAUUGCCAGUGGUGAAGAGCUGUAGAAUGUACACCCCAGGCCCUAAAUGAUCUCUGAUUCCGUUUCCUCUGGACACGAGGUCGCGCUGAAUGGCUUAGCAGGCAACUGGAUGAGAGAAUGCAGUUCUGCUGCUCUUGAUCUAAUGAUUUCACAUUAGAUAGCCCCAGACUUCAGCUUGGUAGUUCAGAGCAGUUUGGACCUGGGGGGGAAGGGGAGUUGAUUCAGUCUUUUACAGAGAUGAACGCUUAACCAAAUGCCAAGAUUUCAAUUGGCUCGGCUUGGAAUUACCAACAGAUUUCUAAGGGGUUGGCUGUGAAGUUUUGGUUCAGCCCCAUCUGUGCGUUGACCUGUUCUACUAGGACAUUGCUUUGUGCUGAGUAACACUGUGGGCUGUGACACUGCCAGGAUUGCAUUUUAAAUUAUCUGCAUUCACUAGAAAGGUGAACGAUGCCACUUAAAGCUAUAGGGCCAGAUUCUGCCAGUUUAUGGUGAGUAGUAACUUUGCAAUGGGACUUCCUCUGCAGGAAGGGACCAUUCAGCUUGAGUAAUAAUGGCACAAUCCACACCUUAGAGAAUUUUUUUUUUUAAACAGGGCUUUGGCAAAGUGUGUAUAUGUAUAGUAGAAAUUAACUUUUGUUUUUGUGAGCUGGGGGUGGGGGGGGGGAGUCGUUUCUUGCAGCACAAUGUUAAUUAGGUCUAAUUGAUGCUGAGCUUCUUCUGUAAAGUUACUGAGCCUGAUUCUGCCCUUGCAUGAGCCAGUGUAAAUUGGGAGCGAGCUCAGCGGAGCUACAGCUGGGUAACAUCAGCAUUGGAGAGUGGCGAAUCACUGACUGUCACUGGCUUCCUCAAGACUUAGCACCUUUCCUUGGUCAGUGAAAGUGCUUCUUUAGCCUGGAAGACCAGUUGGGUGCAAAUGCUAAAGACUUUUUUGGCAAACGAGAUUAGUAACCAAAUAGGCAAAUGUUUUCAAAGCUGAGGUUUGGGAGCCCAUUGUGGGCUGUUUGGGGAAUUUGUGGGAUCCCACUGUGGGAUUUGCAAAGCUAGUUUCCAAUUUUUUUACUCCCUCUCAUUUAAACCCAUAUGCUUUUUGUCUCCAAGGGAAGUGUGGGCUGUACGUUAGAAGCUAGGCUGGCAAAAGUGGGUAACUGAUCUCUGGCUGUACAGAUUUUUUUUUAUUAGAAUUUUUCUUCCCUCACCUUGUCUUUGCACAUUCUCUCUGUCUGUGGUUUGCACUGUGCCCUGCUCACCUUUCCCUUGGAUUUUUACUCUUCUCCACACAGCUCCCUCUUCCACAGUCUCUCAGCCACAACCCCCACAGUCUGAGUCCUCCACCACCUUUUGAACCCACAAGGUGAGCUUUAGUUAAUCCUGAAUCAGGGCUCGGUUGCUGGUAGCAACCACUGUGUGCUGAGUAACAGGGAGCCUUCAGAUGAUUGUGAUCUAGUUCCCCUACAGCCAAGCAUCGCUCAUGUCAGUCUCCUAAAAUCGCACAUGGAUCCCUGAAAAACAGCUCAGCUCUCUUUGGAUCUGGUUUAAGAACACGGCUGGUCUCAGCACACAGGUAGACCCUCUACGUACUGGCAUCCGAGCGCUGAGUUCAAGGGGAAGAUCAGCAGCUGGGCUAAAUUGUCAUAGCUCCGUUGACUUUAAAUGGAGCGAGGAGCCCUCCGGUGUCUGGGUUUUUUAAGGGUUGGAGAUGGCAGAAGAUUUAAUAGAUACAGAGCCAGCGUUUUCCAGUGAAAACCCCCAGCGUUAUUUUAUGAGUGGAAGGUUCAGCUAAUGAGCUCAGCAUGUCGGCACUAUGGUCAACGCACGUCACUUGUGGCCAGCUGAAUAUGUGGGGUGUCAGUGUCCUGGGGCAGGAGAUUGGAGCAAGAUGCUGAGCCGGAAGUCACUGCUGGGAACUGUGAAAGUCAGUGUCCCCUAGACUCUGCCAGGGAGCUGCCAGAGCUCACAUUACGUCCUUUGGGGUCCUCAGCACAAGGUGAUACAAGACACUGUCUGGCCCUGCCUGCAAGAUCCUGGGAGCUUUGUUCCUAAUGAACAUGCUGUAUAUGUACUGGGAAGAGGCAGAAUUAAUGUAACUCUGUGACUAGCUUUGAUGUUUAACUAGAGGCAACCCCCACGUUCAAUGACAUUUCAAUAACAUCUGUACUUAGAGGGAGAAUAAAGGAGUUUUAUAC
Molecule: messenger RNA, 5574 nt
Organism: Dermochelys coriacea (leatherback sea turtle)
Lineage: Eukaryota; Metazoa; Chordata; Testudines; Dermochelyidae
Gene: NIPAL4
Product: NIPA like domain containing 4
Exons: 6
Coding region: 229-1428 (399 amino acids)
Biological process (GO): magnesium ion transport
Cellular component (GO): membrane
Molecular function (GO): magnesium ion transmembrane transporter activity
Source: RefSeq, a predicted model, not a curated record